GGCCAUUCAGGCUCAUCAGUACUCACAUGCACUGAAAGAUAAAGAUCAAAGGCCAUAAUUACGGUUCAACCUCACAAGCUCAAAAGUGCUUCUUCCGGAAUAUUUCCUUCAGCUUCAGGCUCCUGUCAGAAUAAGAGUCUCUACCUGUUUGCUAAAGCAGACCAAUAAUGCUCUCACUGGAAUCUCUAUCCUUCUCUUCCCUUCAAACUAACUAAUGGUCUCCUUAUGUCUGAAGGAACGAAUCCAAUCCAGAAAUGUAAACCUUACUCAUCACACCCAUUUUAUAUUAUAUUCACUCUAACCAAGCUCCUAUUUCACUAUUAACCAUUUAACUACCUCUUUCUUGUCGCCACUCACCCUUCUUCACCUUCUCUUUCUUUCUCUGAAAUUUUCUCUCAAAUGGGUGUGAAAGUUUUCAUGAUCUUCUUCAUGCUAUUCUCACUAUUAUUCCUGUUUCUUUAUAUUCCCACAAGAUUAACCAUGCCCAUUUCCACCUCCAUGCCUGUGAUCAAGAGCUCCUUCAAUAUCUCAAGAACCAGCAAAGCAUCAUACCCAGUCACUUUUGCUUACUUGAUCUCUGCGUCAAAAGGAGAUUCCAGCAAGCUCAAGAGGUUGCUGCGAGCAUUGUACCAUCCUGGAAAUUACUAUCUGAUUCACAUGGAUUAUGGGGCUCCUAAGGCGGAGCAUAAUGAUGUGAUUGAGUUUGUGGCUAGCGAUCCUGUUUUUGGAGCAGUGGGUAAUGUCUGGAUUGUGGGGAAGCGUAAUUUGGUGACUUACAGAGGACCAACAAUGCUGUCUACCACACUUCAUGCCAUGGCAAUACUCCUGAGAACUUGCAAGUGGGACUGGUUUAUCAAUCUCAGUGCCUCUGAUUACCCUUUAGUUACACAAGAUGAUCUGAUCCAAGCCUUUUCUGGGUUGCCAAGAGAUAUCAAUUUCAUACAUCAUAGCAGUCACUUAGGCUGGAAAUUUAAUAAGAGGGGGAAGCCAGUUAUUAUAGACCCAGGUUUGUAUAGCCUCAAGAAAUCAGAAAUUUGGUGGGUCUCCAAGCAGAGGAGUCUGCCAACAUCUUUUAAACUAUAUGCAGGUUCUGCGUGGACAAUGCUAUCAAGAUCUUUUGCUGAAUAUUGCAUCGUGGGGUGGGACAAUCUGCCAAGGACCCUCCUCCUCUACUACACUAACUUUGUAUCAUCCCCUGAAGGCUAUUUCCAGACAGUAAUAUGCAACUCUAAAUACAAGAACACCACUGCCAACAAUGACCUUCACUACAUUACUUGGGACAACCCUCCAAAACAACACCCAAGGUCUCUUGGAAUCCGAGAUUAUCGGAAAAUGGUGCUGAGCAGCCGGCCAUUUGCCAGAAAAUUCAAGAAGAAUGAUCCUGUGCUGGAUAAAAUUGAUAGAGAGCUUCUCAGGAGGCACCAUGGUCAAUUUUCUUUCGGGGGAUGGUGCUCCCAGGGCGCAAAGAACAGGUCAUGUUCUGGUCUAAGAACUGAGAAUUUAGAGGCACUGAGUCCCGGCCUGGCCUCUAGGAGGCUAACAAAGUUGCUAGCUAAGAUUCUCUCCGAUAGAAAUUUUCACAGACAGCAAUGCAAGUGAACGACCAUCCAUUCAUUUCAUUGAGUCGAUGGUUGUAAAAAGUAUACUGCAAUUUCGUCAUUUGAUAAGUUUUGUUAAAAGUUAAUGUGGUUAGAAUGGUUGUUUAA
Molecule: messenger RNA, 1706 nt
Organism: Prosopis cineraria
Lineage: Eukaryota; Viridiplantae; Streptophyta; Magnoliopsida; Fabales; Fabaceae
Product: beta-glucuronosyltransferase GlcAT14A-like
Exons: 4
Coding region: 400-1599 (399 amino acids)
Cellular component (GO): membrane
Molecular function (GO): glucuronosyltransferase activity
Source: RefSeq, a predicted model, not a curated record